Messenger RNA from Dunckerocampus dactyliophorus (ringed pipefish), 8268 nucleotides. RefSeq names its product transmembrane protein 42. The record is from RefSeq and is a predicted model, not a curated record. Lineage: Eukaryota; Metazoa; Chordata; Actinopteri; Syngnathiformes; Syngnathidae. Bases 143 to 607 code for a protein of 154 amino acids. The transcript is spliced from 3 exons.
CUGUGACUGCCAUCGCACAGACGAGAGAAGGAAGUUCACUGCACAAACGCACGCAAGCUGCUCUUCAUCGGAGCAGCGACCACAGAGGUGGGAAUAUGGAGUAGACCAUUAUGUAGACCUUAACAAGCUGUCCUCUUUCAUCAUGUUUCCCGGAGUUUUCUAUGCAUUGCUGGCGGGUUUCUUGGCGGCCGUAGCGUCGUCGUCGGCCAAGCUGUCCCUCGGAACUGACUACCUGAAGGGAGUGUGCGAGAUGGGGCUUCGGACUUGGGGCGAGCAGCGGAAAUUUCGACAAGCGGACGAAACUACCGCCUGUGACCGGCUCCAUAUCCCUCUGAGGCUGCUGUGCGGUGGGCUGCUUUUCACCUGCAAUGCUGUGAUGUGGACCUUCCUUGCCAAAGCACUCAGGUACUCCUCCUCUUCCACCCGGACCACUGUGACCACCACUGCCUCCAACUUCGUAUCUUCCGCUUUCCUGGGCCAGCUGAUCUUUGGUGAGGCCCAGAUAACACUGUGGUGGGUCGGGAUAUCCCUGACCUUCUCCGGCCUCCUGGUGCUGCAGAGGAUCUCUCCGCAGGAUCGACAACAGAACGUGAUCAAGGAUGAAUGAGGGCGUGUGUCUUGUCUCCGCAAAGCUAUGUUCAGCCUGACUGGCGAUUCUUUGUAUGUUUUCAGUCAUUCAGACUUCCCAUCCCGCCAAAGAAAAAUAACAAUUACUUUUGUGUACACUGAUGAAAAGUUUGGAACACAGGUCAACAGGUAGAGUAAAAAAGUUGAAUGUUGUUCCAAGACGCAUUUAACCUAAAAACACUGUUGCAAAAAAAACUUAAAAAGGUGAAAAAAGAGCUAAAUGGCGUAAUUUAAGGAGAAGAAAAUUUAACUGAACACAAAGCUGAUGGAAGCAACCUUCAGCUUGGGAGACGACCACUCUAUCACCUGAACAUGCCGCCCUCGAUGCCUCUGCUUCUAGGUCUACAUUUUUCCAUUGGGAAUACCAACUGAAAUAAUCUGUUCCCGACUCAAACCGCCACAAAACCCAUAUAAACAGCAGCUGCAGUAUUUUAAGCAACAUUUUCAACAUUCUUAGUUUUCAUAUAAGUGUAAUCAGAAGUUAAUUGCUCUUAGGGAUGUCCUGAUCCAAUAUUGAAAACGAAUAUCAGGCUGAUAUCAGGAAAAAAAGCAUAAAAAAAACCCUGAUUAUAUCGGCCUGCAUCUAAAACGUCCGAUAUUGGCACUCCGAUACAAGCAGUCGAUUCCAGACUCCGCCGCAGCACAUCUAUCCAGCGGCGGCCGGAUAGAGCCCACGUGAUCACAACAACAGGGUGUGCUAACGUGUUAAGCAAGGAGUAGGAGUGACGUCGUUACAGCUGAGUGCAACACUUAUCAUGCACAAGUUUCCCGUGGUGGCACAGAACCGGGGAAGUUUAAUACAAAAGUCAUCGUGCAUUUGAAGCCGCGUUACAUGAGAAACUCCCACGGGAUGACAAAAAGUCAUUAGCUGCAACAGAAAACAUGUCGGUGGGGAGUAAAGUCAGGUUUAAAUGCUUCAUUGAGCACCUCGAACCUCGCUAUAUUAUGCCUAGCUGCCACUACAUUGUGGAUAAAACUAUGCCUCGUAUGGAUAAAGGAAUAAAUGGGUCCGUUUUUCUCAUACUGUUGCUGAUUAUUGUUCUCUGUUUGAAUAAUAUCUCUUGAUCAAGCUUAUUCUAACAUUCCACACUACAUAAUAAAUAAUAAAAGUAUGACUGGUCCGUGCUGAUAUCGGUAUUGGCCGAUAUUCCAGGUUGCAAUAUCAGUAUCAGCUCAGAAGUGAAAUGGUUGUAUUGGGACACCCCUAAUUGCUAUUAAAUAAUAUUUUAAAAAAAUAUAAUUAAAAAUAAAAUUAAAAUAAUAUUAAAAAAAAAAAAAGAAGUCAACAAUUAAUUGAUGAUUAAUCGAUUAUCCAAUUAAUCAACAACUAUUUUGGUAUUCAAGUCAUUGUAUGUAAAUAUAUUCUCAUUUCAGCCUCUCAAAUGUGAUUUUUUGAAAAUUUCCUUAGUCAUCCAUGAAAGCAGACACCUGUUAUCUUUGCGUUUUAGGCAAAACAAGAUAUUCAGACAAAUCAGCUUUGUAAUUUUACAAGAAUAAAGUCACCAUAUUAUGGGGAAAAAAAAUAUUUUGGAAGCGUACAGUUCAGAUAUAAAAGAACGCAACGACGUUAUUUUUUUUUUCAAAAGCCGUAAUAUCGUGAGAAAAAAACUAAACAAGGAAUAAAUGUGCAAUUAGUUUGGGAACAAAUGUAUUACAUUACGAGAAUAAAGUCAAAACAUUUUGGGCUAAAGUCAAAAUAUUGUGACAAAAAAGAUUCACGAGAAAAAAAUCAUUUUUUAAAUGGAAAAAUGUGCAUAAAAGUGUAAAGUAAGGAGAAAAAUAAUAAGCUAUGUCAUCUAUGAUACAAAACUUCCGAUGGAGGCUGUUUUUUUUUCUUUUCUUAGCAUAUCAACAUGGGUUGCUUCACAAAAUGUUGGUUCAUCCUUUUUUGUUUUUUUUAGUAUGUAGCCCUCGCUGAAAAUUUUUUGGCCACCCCUGGUCUAGGGUCUAACCGAUUACUCAAUUAAUCGACCACGAAAAUAAUCGUUACUUGCAGCCCUACUUUAAUUACUUAUUAGCUGAGAAAAAUGACUUAAUUUAAGAAGCGAGCACUAAGGUUUCUUUGUUAUAUAGAUAUUAAGGAACACCGAUAAACUAGGUAGUUUGUGUUAGCUUAGCUAGUUUGACUUUGUUGUUUGUUGCAAUUAGGCAUGGGCAGGUUAGGUUACCGGUUUCAAGGUAUGUCACAGUUUGAAAACCACUUAAAUUGUGCGUCAUACCGUUUCUACGAUAUGAGAUAAAGUGGAGGUCCAGCGCGGCCACUAUGAAAGUACACUGUCACGUCCUGUGUUAUUCCUCGCGGUCGGAACCGAGCUUCAACUUGUUGGAAAGUCGUUAGCUGCCUCGUUAGCAUUGAGCGGCCGCGCUAUUGUCGCCGUUGUUGGGCGACUUAUUACUCACGCCGAGGGUCACCAAAUGUGGAGACGUGAUUCAGAAGGAGACAGGAGUGGAGGAUAAGUGGGAUAAAGCAUUUAUUCUCCACUGAAAAACAAGCGACAACCACUUAACAACGUCUUCGUUGCUAACAACAAUUACACGACCCGGAAACGGAAGCUUGUGGAAAAGUACAACCAGCCAUCAUGAAAUAAUAACGUAACAUUAUUUUUUUUUCUAUUCUAUUUUCUAUAUUUAUUUAUGUUGUGACUUUAAGUCACUUCAGAGCAUUUAUUUGUAUUUUGCAUAGUUUUUUAUUGUUUACUAAGAACAUUUGUAUUGUCUUGUGACUUGAGUUGCAGAUUUAGCCACAGUAGACUGCAUUGAGAACAGCAUUUUAUUUAUUAUUUAUUUAGAAAAAAAACUUAUUUUUUUGUUAUUUACUUUAAAUACAUUUGUUCCACUUUCAUUGUGUUCUAUCAUAUGGUUUAAAAAUGAGUGUUUUGACUUGGCUUUUUUCUCUUUUCAAUAAAGAUAUUUCAAAAUAACACAUUAUAGAGCUGGAAUUAUUAGGGAUGUCCGAUAUUGGCUUUUUGCUGAUAACCGCUAUGCCCAUAUAGUCCAACUCUCAAUUUCCGAUUACGAUAUCAACGGAUACCGAUGUGUGACAUCACAUAUCUCCUGUCGUGGAAGGACUGGACUGGACUUAUUAUCUUAUUAUGUAGUAUUAUUAUUUAUGAUGUAUUAUUGCACUGCACAUUUGACGUGAUCUGUUCCGUAUUUAUUCAUUUCUUUUUAUUCUAUUUUCAGAUUUUUCUUAUCGCUCAUGUCUUGCCUUGGUUGUUUUAUUUUGUGAUUACGUUCAUUAUGACGUUUUUGCAGAACUACUGGAAAUGUGAAUUUCUCUUGGAGAAAGUAUCAGUCUUUACACACCUGUGAAGCUAAUGGAUACAGCAUCAGCAAUUAGCUUCUCGACGUGUCUGUAAACAACAUUGUGCUACUCACGUAAGCAAACAUCUGAGAAAUUCUUGCGAUUGGGUAUGGCAAAGUGUGGCCAAGGAGUCUAGCCCGCCACGUCUGCCGCUAUUUCCGCGUUUUUUGCGUUAUUAGCGGCGUUUUUCCAACCCAUCACGUCCUGCCACCCCGAACACGGUUCAAGUACAAGCAUCCGCUGCGUGUGGACUUUAUGACAAGUGGUUUUGCUGCUGCAGCAGUAAAGUAUUAACUUCACGAGGUAGCAAAUUCAGCAAUGUUUUGUGACUUUGGUGCGUAAAGGGCUAUAUCCGCUUUCAUUAUAGGGAAAAAAAACAUACCGAAAUUGCAUUUUUAUGCCAAUAUCAGGCUGAUAACAUCGGUGCGCCGAUAUGAUCUGACAUCCCUAGUAAUUAUAAUAUGAAUCGUUAUAUUUAUGCCCGAGGUUAUCAUACAGAAUACAGAAUCUCAUACCGACCGACCCAUGCUUAGUUAAAGCUUUGUUGUGUUACAAGUAAUUGUAACACUGCAAACAUAGAAGAUGGAGUUUUUUGUACAAGGUUUCAACAUAAGACCAUGGCACCCACUGGGAUUUGAAGGCAUCUACCAAGUAACCUCAAUUCAAGCCAAAGCAUGUGACAUCGCUCUACCAGUAUCUGUGUUUAAUGUGUCUGUCUGGAAGCACACACUGUAUGCUUUACAAUACUUGACUAAUGUGUUACCCUAUUGAUAUUAGUGAUUUAUAUUUCCUCUAGGGAUGGGGCCGAUCUGAUCCAGUUCCGAUAUCAGCAAACGUAGUAGUCUCCACACAUGCAUCGCAGCCGUCCGCCUCACUCACGCCACACAAAACAGUCGGACAUUUACACAACACACAACUUAUAGAGUCACUUUAGUAUCAUACUUGCCUGCAGAGAGGAGUUUAUCAAAGCCUCAUAAACAACAAUAAUGAUGCACUUAGAAUUUUGCGGCUUCACUCUAUCAUGGCUUUUCAAAAAUAUAUUAAUUAAUAAAUCAUCGCUGUGCAUAUUUAAGCAAAUUUUACAUAUUUUUGCUGAAAUUACUAACAUCCAAAUAUAAGGCAUUCAGAAGAUGCAUUCAAACGUGAAGAUGUGUUGUACUGUACACUGGUCACUAGGUGUAAUGUUACUGUAAUGUUCGAUGAGACGCACAAGCACCAGACUUGAUCGCCGGAACAACAGGCUUUUAUUGCAGGUUUGAAUUAUGUCAUAACAGGCACAGUAAUCCCUAACAUGGUGUGUUGUCGUGGUCAUAGUCCACGCCAAACUGAACUCUAAACCUUCUAUGGGGAGGUGGGGAAGUAUAGGGGUGUUAUUUUAUGUCUAGAGAAUAAUGUUAAAACCUGUAUUCAGAAGGUGGUAAACAAGUUUUCGAGGCUCUAACUGAAACUAUUUUGUGGAAAUUAACUUAUCACAGUCAAGUCUGGAACCAAUUAACCACGAUAAACGAAAGAUUACUGUAGCGACAAAUCUACGGCUUGUUAAUACUCAAAAAAUAUACAAAUGUAGGCCAAUUCGACAUAUUUUUAGCCUAAAUUAAAUUUAGAUUACUGUAAUGUGUGAUGUUAAGACAUCCGAGUAUCUGUGAAGCCGUGAACGUGUCAGGCUGAGCACUUGUGUGUGUGUGCAACGCUGCAUGUGCGUAGACAGCUACGUUCGCUGAUAUUCGUGUAGCGUCAUUUGCUGUUAUUCUGUUGGCGCGGUUGCAUAUUAAAGCAGUGUUUAAUAACAUAAUAAUAAUCACAUGGGUUACUGUUGUGGCGAUAGCCCACAACAAGCUAAAACUCAACUCUGAACCCCCAACGUCACUUCCUGUCCACCACACCAAUUCUGUGCCCCUACAAGGUAAACUGUCUUAAUGGCUUAUUUUCUCUGAUGAUAUAUUUACUGUAUUGGGGAAUAUAAAGGUGACUACAGGGUGUUAUUUCAUGCCUAGAUGGCUCCAAUAAUGUUAGAAAGCAUAUUUAGAAGACUGUAAACAGGUUUUCUAUGCCAUAACUACAAAAAUAUUGUGCUCAUAAAGAAGAAGCAAAUAUCAUCGAUAAACGAAGGAAAACUGUACUGUACUGUACUGGUAUUUUUCUUGCUAAUAAUUGCUGCUGUGUACCAUUUGGAAAUAAAGUAUGCUACAACUACAUGUGAUGCUGAUACAUACCUGUCAAACUCGGCGCCCUCCACUUCUAAUAGUUUGCCGUUUUUUACUUUUACGGGUAAAAAAAACCAACUUUCCGGUUCUUCCGGAGCAGCAGCACAGCUUCCGGCCAACAUCGGUGUCCCACAUCCUGUAGCGGCCUUCAAAAUAAAAGAAGAACCCCAGUAGUGUAGUAUAUACAGUAUAUAAUAAUAGACAGUCGGGUCUUUACGCUACUAUUUUAUUUUCAAAUGCAAAUACUGACAAGUAUGUACUAAUAACUGAUGCUUUUGUAUUUCAAAACGUUUGAUGUCUUAAUAGGAGAAAUCCAUCCAAUGUGAACAUCUUUAUUGUAAUACUCACCGGCCACUUUUUUGCAUUCAGUACAAAUGCAGUAUCAAAUAUUCUGCCCUUAUAAAGAUAAUGGAAUAAUUGAAACUGUCAGACAUGUUUUUCUAAUAUUUUGGUCACUUUAUCAUAAGACGAGCAAAAUCAUCAACAUAAUAAAGAAUAAACAUUGUCUUUUUCAUAGACACAUGGGAGUAUAUUUUAUAUCUAUUUGAAGGCAUGGAUUGAAUCUCAUUAACGGCAGCUGUUGUUCCUCAUGAUAUGUCUGCUAAUGACCUCACAACGAAACGGUAAGAAAAUAAGCCCUAAUUAUACAUUGAUAGGGCAUUUCUAAACGGCUGCAAUGUUCUUUUAGCAGUCCUGCUUCUAGAAUGGCCUCUGUAACUGACAGCAUCACGUAUCCCCACAUGACGGGUUGAAAAAAACAUUAUUUUAUGUAUUUUACAGUUAAAUUAAAUAAACAGCUCAUCUGACAUGUUUAUUUCAUUUUGUCGGUGGGAAGAUGUGUGCGCGUGUGUGAGGGGAGAAAGUGAUAUGGACACCAACAUUGAGCUCGAAAGUCCAUAAUAUUGUCAUAAAAAGCAACUUACCACAUCAAGCUAUUGCAGUUUAGAUUAAAACUGGCCCUUUGUAAUUUAACACAUAAACACACAUUUUCUACUGCUAAAUGUUAUCCAAAUGAAUGAUGACUGCACACCUCUCUCAAGUAAUAUGCAUAAAAAAACGACACAGUCUCUACAUAACUUUAUUUCUCUCGUUUCAACAAAUACAUUAUAAAAGCAAGUCCUACAUGGAGUACUAAAAUAUAUUCAUGACAGACUGAACUGAAUAAAGGAGACAGCUGGUGUUAUUCCUGUAAACUCGAUUGCAGACUGCAAACCCACAAAAUCAUCAUAAAAAAAACAAGGUAUUGCAUUUUUAAACUGUGACUUAGCCGCCCCCUUUAUAUAUAAAGCACUCAAAAUUGGCAACAUGCAAGUUCAAAUAAAAAUGUUCCUUUUUUUUAAAGUUAGAAUGAUCAUCAUUGAAAGAUGGCCUGUAUCACUCAGUUAAAUCACACAGAAACAUCUUUUCAGUCGGAACUCUUCAACAUUUCAUGCUGUAAGGCUUCUUGUUACAUGUGGUUAGGCUUCGGACUUCAACAUAGGACCACGUGUUCGCAUACUGACAUCAUUUGAGUGAUUUCAUGACACUAUCUGAGCUGUUAUUAAACGUGUGCUUUCUCCCGUGCAACAGUAUUUAAAUUACUGUGCAAAAGGCUUGGACCGCAUUGGGCUUUGCUGUUUGAAUGGUGGUAAGCGUCUGAGGUAAAGAUACAGUUACACCAGGGGUGUCCAAACUUUUUCCAGUGAGGGCCACUUUAAUAUUGUGUGAACCAACAGAAGUGAUGUAUAUUUUACGAAAAAAUUGCAUCUCAGCUUUGUGACAUACUGUAAGUGAAAAAGCAAUAUGAUUAGGAUGAACUUCCGUCUUUGCUCUUUUUUUCCCCCAAUUUUUGCUGUAUUUUCCAAAUAUUUCAACUUUCUUCUUAAAUAAUCUUCGUAAAUGCCCUUUUCCUAAUAUUAGGACUUUAUUCCAGUAUUUUGACUUUAUUUCCAUAUUAUAACUUUUUCACCAACCUAAUUUUCCAUAAAUUACUACUUUAUUUUGUUUUGUUUCUCAUAUUAUGUAUUUUUUCAAUAUUUCUCUAUGCUACCAAAAUGACAUAAUUUUUCCUCAAAAUAUAAAGAAUUUAUUCUCGUAAAAUUGCAAAAAUUUUUCUCAUUAAAAUAUGUAAUUGUCUUGUAAAAUUAGAGCAAU